Priapulus caudatus is the source of this 2213-nucleotide messenger RNA. RefSeq names its product actin-interacting protein 1-like. Gene Ontology annotation, molecular function: actin filament binding. Gene Ontology annotation, cellular component: cortical actin cytoskeleton. Bases 86 to 1891 code for a protein of 601 amino acids. Gene Ontology annotation, biological process: sarcomere organization; locomotion; actin filament depolymerization. Lineage: Eukaryota; Metazoa; Priapulida; Priapulimorpha; Priapulimorphida; Priapulidae. The record is from RefSeq and is a predicted model, not a curated record. The transcript has 4 exons.
GACGUUCUGGUGUUUUGCAGCGGCAGGGUGGAGCAGGAAAAGGAUUAUUUAACUUCGACAAGUUUGUUAAUUUUGCCGAAAAGCCAUGUCUUACAAACAUAAGUCAGUUUUUGCAACUUUGCCGAAAACCACAAGAGGUGUACCUUUGGUUCUAGGAGGUGACCCGAAGGGGAAAAACUUUUUAUACGUAAGCGGAAACAGUGUGAUAAUCCGCGAUAUCGAUGAGCCACUAAAUGCAGACAUCUACACGCAGCAUUCUGUGCAGACGACAUGUGCCAAGUACUCGCCAAGCGGCUUCUACAUCGCCUCAGGAGAUGUGAAUGGCAAGAUACGCAUUUGGGACACAACACAGGUGGAACACAUCCUGAAGAAUGAGUACCAGCCACUUGGCGGUACAAUCAGGGAUAUUUCCUGGUCACCAGAUAGCCAGCGGAUGGUCGUGUGUGGUGAUGGCAGAGAGAGCUAUGCAAGAGUCUUCCUAGCUGAGACAGGUUCAUCCGUCGGAGAAAUCAUGGGCCACGCGAAGUUGAUCAAUUCCGUCGACUACCGGUCUGUGCGCCCGUUCCGCAUCGCCACCGCGAGCGAGGAUAACGAGGUCAACCUGUACGAGGGGCCGCCCUUCAAGUUCCUCCUCAGCAAGAAGGAGCACACCAGGUUCGCGAACGCCGUUCGCUUCUCGCCCGACGGCUUGCACUUCGCAACGGCCAGCGCCGACGGCAAGUGCUUCGUCUACGACGGCAAGACGGGCGACCUGCGCGCGCAGAUGGGCGAGCCGGCGCACUCUGGCGGCAUCUACGCGCUCGCCUGGAGUCCCGACAACAGCGAGAUCAUGACGGUGUCCGGCGACAGGUCGGCGCGCGUGUGGGCGGUGGCGACGGGCGCGAUGGUUGGCGAGUGCGUGUUCGGCAGCACCGUCGACGACAUGCAGGUCGGCUGCCUCUGGCAGGGCGCCCACCUGCUGUCCGUCUCGCUCUCCGGCGUCAUCAACUACCUCGAGCGCGGCAACCUGUCGACGCCGAGCCGCGUCGUCAAGGGCCACAACAAGCCGAUCUCGUGCGUGACGGCGAGCGACGACCGCCGCACGAUCGUCACGGGCAGCCAGACGGGGGCGCUGGUGUGCUGGGACGCGGCGAGCGGGCGCGCGCAGCCGCUCAUCGGGCGUUCGCACGCGAACCAGGUGCUCGCGGUCGUCGUCGACGGCGACGACAUCGUCUCGUGCUCGAUGGACGACUGCGUGCGCGUGUCGUACCUCGCCAGCGGCGAGUGGGGCACGCACGACGUGCGCAUGGAGUCGAUGCCGCGCGACAUCGCCGUCCAUCAUGGCCUGCUCGCCGUCGCCUGCAUGAACGAGGUGACGCUGCUCCGCGGCGACCGCAUCUCCUCGCUGCUCAAGGUCGACUACGAGCCGUCGUCGGUGACGUACAACGACGCCGAGAGCCACCUGGCGGUCGGCGGCGGCCUCGACCACCGCGUGCACGUCUACCGGCUGCAGGCGGGCGACCAGCUGGCGCCGAUGGAGGAGCUCCAGCACGCGGGUGGGAUCACCGCCGUCGCCUACUCGCCCGGCAACGCGUGCCUGGGCGCGGCGGACGCGAACCGCCGCGUGAUCGUGUACAGCGUGCCGGGCUACCAGCGCCUGCACAACGUCGACUGGUCGACGCACUCGGCGCGCGUCACCUGCAUCGCGUGGAGCCCCAACUCGCUGUUCCUCGCGAGCGGCGGCGUCGACACGAACGUGAUCGUCUGGAGCGUGCGCGAGCCGAACAAGUGGGUCGAGAUCCGCAGCGCGCACCCGAUGAGCCCCAUCACGGGCCUCGCGUGGCUCAGCGACGCAGAGCUGGUCAGCGUCGGCAGCGACUCCAACGUGCACACGUGGCAGCUGAGCCAGUAGAGAGGCAGCUGCGCUCCCCCCCCCCCCCGGCUAGCCGAGCGCAUGAACCGUUAGCUUGCUAGGCGUGCGACCUCUUGGCUGGUUGGGUGCAUGAUGACGCCUUAGCUAGCUCGGUGCAUGAUGGACGAGUGUGCAUGUCCCCGAGCUUGCUAGGUACGUGACCCUGGGGAGCUGAAUGUAGGUGACCCUUAGCUAACUAGAUGCAUAAGCCACGGGUAGAUGAGUGUGCAGGAUUCCUAGCUAGCCAGGGCCAAAACAAAAUAUAGGUGUGGUUACGGUUUCCUGACCGACCCUAUUUAUUCCCAGCGACCCUAAACAUUUU